GGCUUUACUCAGGAGUGACGCGCAGAGAGCAUGUAGGCGGCUUUUAGUAAUUUAAUUUCCAAUGCAUUUAAUUAAAUUUUCAAAACGAACGCCCACCUGGCCACCGACCUUUGUUUCCUUUCCCAGUUGCAUCCCUUUUCUCUCUGUCUGUCUUAAUUGUGGAAAAGGUCAGUUUCAGUUACACAACCUAACCAAUUUGGCAAGCAACCAUGUCACCACUAUUUCCAUUUCACACUCUUCAAAUUGCCCAUUGAAUCUUCUUCCUCUUUCUUCUACUGAUUUCCACAUGACUGAGCCGUUUGCUGGUUCCAAUUCUGACGCUUGGCAAGACCUUCUCCGCCGAAUGUUGCCGGCCGGAGCUCCCCUACCGGACGAAGAACAACUCGACUACUCUAUUGCUAUUGAGUAUAAAGGUCCGCCGUUAGAUUUUCCUGUUCCUGUAGUUGAUCCACUUGCUUCUUCCCAAAGUACCCUCACGAAACUUCCCAAAUUCCGUAAGGUACCGUCCGUUCAUUCCAAAUUCACUAUGCACGUGAAGAAAAACAGUAGUGGAAGCGGAAGCGGAAGUUCGUCUUCGGCUUCAAGGCUGCGCAUGAAUUCCAGCUCGGAAUCUGAUAGUAAAAUCCCAACGGAUCAAUCUCUUUCGGAGUUAAAUAAUAGCGGUGAUGUUCCGGCUAUUGAUACUGAUGAAACUGCAGAGAAUGAAUAUGAAAAUGAUAAUGAUGAUAAAUAUGAUGACGUAGAUAGAAAUGAGUAUAAUUCGGCGUCCUCUGUUGAUGUUGGUGAUAAAUCAUUACCGGAAGGGGAAAAAAAUGGAAAAAAUGAUAGGCUAGGGGUUAAGGCUAGGGUUCAUGUCUGUAGUAGGUGUGGGAAGAAUAACAGGUUAAGAGAGAGAGAAUUUUGCAUUGUAUGUGGUGCUAGGUACUGUAGAAACUGUUUGCUUAAGGCUAUGGGCUCAAUGCCAGAGGGUAGGAAAUGUGUGGGAUGCAUAGGAGAGCCUAUAGAUGAGGCUAACAGAGAAAAAUUGGGUAAGUGUUCUCGUUUGCUGGCGAAAAUCUGUAGUCCCUUGGAAGUUAAGCUGAUAAUGAAGGCAGAGAGUGAGUGCUUGGCGAACCAAAUUCAACCCGAGCAGGUGUGGGUCAAUGGGAGGCCAUUGCGGGAGGAGGAAUUAGUAGAGUUGCUUGGAUGUGCAAUUCCACCACAGAAGUUGAGACCUGGAAAGUAUUGGUAUGACAAGGAUUCGGGGCUUUGGGGAAAGGAGGGAGAGAAGCCAGACAGGAUAAUAAGCUCAAAACUGAAUGUGGGUGGUAAGCUUCAGAUUGAUGCUAGUAAAGGAAAUACGAAAGUGUUCAUCAAUGGCCGUGAGAUUACAAAAGUUGAGCUCAGGGUUCUGAAGUUAGCCAAGGUUCAAUGUCAACGAGGUACUCACUUUUGGGUAUACGAUGAUGGAUCCUAUGAGGAAGAAGGUCAAAAUAACAUUAGAGGAAACAUAUGGGGAAAGGCAUCUACUCGUUUCAUUUGUUCAUUGUUUUCAUUGCCUGUUCCACGUGGAAAUAUUCACGGGCCAAAAGAAGAUGCGACUGCUUUUUCAGGUAGGUCUAUACCUGAGUAUUUGGAGCAAGGUAGACUGCAGAAACUUUUGUUGUUUGGGCUGGAAGGAUCUGGGACAAGCACCAUUUUUAAGCAGGUGAAGUUUAUAUCUAAAAGUAAAUUCACAGUUGAAGAGGUACAGAAUAUCAAGCUUACCAUUCAAAAAAACAUCUAUAGAUACCUGAGUGUCUUACUCGAGGGGCGAGAGCACUUUGAGGAGGAGGUCCUGAUGGAUAAGAAAACUUGUGAUUUGGAGAUGGAAAAUCUUUCACCAGUUGAUGCCGGAACUGAUGGGAGCAGGCGCUGCAUCUACUCAGUCAAUCAAAGAGUAAAACAUUUUUCUGAUUGGUUACUGGAAAUCAUAGCUAUGGGAGAUUUGGAUACUUUCUUUCCUGCUGCUACACGUGAAUAUGCUCCAGUUGUAGACGAAAUCUGGAAAGACCCUGCCAUCCAGGAAACGUACAAGAGAAGGGAUGAACUGCGUUUGCUUCCUGAUACUGCUAAAUAUUUCCUGGACAAG
Nicotiana tabacum (common tobacco) is the source of this 2110-nucleotide messenger RNA. The record is from RefSeq and is a predicted model, not a curated record. Lineage: Eukaryota; Viridiplantae; Streptophyta; Magnoliopsida; Solanales; Solanaceae.